AUGACAGGCCAAAUAUUGCUUAAAGACCCCUCUUUGCUUGUUGGCAAGAACUUUAUUAACGGCCAAUGGGUCUCCGCUAUAUCAAAAGAGACAUUUGACGUAUUCGACCCAGCGACUGGCCUCAAAAUUGGAUCAUGCCCUGAAUCAACACCUGCCGAUGCACAACUUGCCAUUGAUGCUGCGGCCACAGCAUUUCCGGAAUGGCGUUCGAGGUCUGGCCGGGAAAGAUCUCGCAUACUUCGCCGCUGGUACGAAUUAGUGAUGGAGAACAAAGAUGAUUUAGCAACUCUUAUUACAUUCGAGAAUGGCAAAGCGAAGGGUGACGCUUCCGGUGAGGUCUUGUUUGCUGCUAGCUUCUUGGAAUGGUUCGCAGAGGAGGCGGCUCGUAUUUAUGGAGACUUGAUUCCUCAUUCGUCAACUGCAUAUCGUGUUUCUGUCGUCAAAGAGCCGAUUGGUGUCUGUGGCCUGAUAACUCCUUGGAACUUCCCCGCCGGCAUGGUGACUCGCAAGAUUGGACCUGCUCUAGCUGCUGGAUGUACGGUGGUAUUGAAAUCACCCGGUGAAACUCCAUUUUCAGCCAACGCUCUCGCGGUCCUGGCACAGCAGGCUGGUGUACCACCUGGAGUUAUCAACAUUAUCACAUGUCUGGCCAAUACACCACAAAUUGGUCAGCUACUGUGCACAUCCAGCAUUAUCCGAAAAGUCUCCUUCACCGGCUCGACAAGAAUAGGACGCUUGCUCAUGGCACAAUCCAGCAGCACAAUCAAGAAGCUCAGCCUGGAACUGGGCGGCAACGCUCCGUUUAUAGUCUUUGAUGACGCUGAUCUGGAUCUUGCUAUUCGAGAGGUAGUCACAGCCAAAUUCAAGGGCAGUGGACAAACUUGUGUUUGCGCUAAUCGUAUUUUUGUACACGAUCGAGUCUUUGACGAAUUUGUGCAGCAUUUGAAGGAAGCCACCAGCAACUUUCGAGUAGGAUCUGGACAUGAGCCAAGCACCACACAUGGCCCGCUCAUUAGCACCGCAGCAGUAGAAAAGGUGGCACGGCUUGUCGAUGAUGCUGUAAGCCGUGGCGCUAAAGUGAUUGCUGGAGGGAAACGGCGUCCAGAUAUAGGUCCCUGCUUCUAUGAGCCGACUAUCUUAACGGAUGUUGACCCUGGCUUGAGUAUCAGCCGGGAGGAGAUAUUUGGCCCCGUGGCAGUUGUCCAUCGGUUUGACUCGGAGAAGCAAGUUCUCACUGCCGCGAAUGAUUGUGAUGUUGGACUUGCCGCGUAUUUGUUUACUCAGGAUCUCAACCGAGCGACUCGUCUCUCUGAACAGAUUCAAAGUGGUAUGGUUGCCAUAAAUUGUGGAUCUGUUUCCGACGCACCAGUGCCCUUUGGAGGCAUUAAACAGUCGGGGCUUGGCCGAGAAGGGAGCAAAUAUGGUUUGGAUGACUACCUACAGCUCAAAACAGUAAUCACCGGCAACAUGUCCUAUCAAUCUCACUUGUGA
This is a messenger RNA of Talaromyces marneffei, 1491 nucleotides long. RefSeq lists its product as uncharacterized. NCBI's taxonomy places the organism in Eukaryota, Fungi, Ascomycota, Eurotiomycetes, Eurotiales, Trichocomaceae. Bases 1 to 1491 code for a protein of 496 amino acids. The record is from RefSeq and is a predicted model, not a curated record. Gene Ontology annotation, molecular function: succinate-semialdehyde dehydrogenase (NAD+) activity. The transcript is spliced from 5 exons. Gene Ontology annotation, biological process: GABA catabolic process.